AUGGUGUCUCAAAUCUGGUCUGCAAACACUAAGAUUCGUCUUCCCCAUCCGUUUUUGACAUCAUUUCAUCUUGUCCCGUUGAAUGAUGCCCAUUACAAUGAAUCAUUCCAGCUGAGCAGGGAAGAAGGAUUUGCGAGCGAAGCUCCUCUCCCUGUGGAACUCCAUGAUGACACUAUCUCAUUCACAAGGCCAAGAGCUCCAACCUCGAUUGGGCUUCCUGCUAUCCCAUUACGUCAACAGAGAUCCCGAGAAGACCCAAUGAGUAUCUGUACAUGGGAUAGUACAGGAGUGGUCACCAUAAAUCAUAUUUGGCUGAUUCUCUACACGAUAUUCACCAUCGAGCCCAACCUAGAGACCGUCCGACUACAACUCAAGGGGCCUGACAGCGAGACUAUUAGUGAGAACUUACGUCUAUCUAUGGUGGCCCUCAAUUCCGAUGGUUGCUCCGUCGUAUUUCGCAACAGUUUCUGGCAGGGAUGUGCCUCGCCGCUGGGACCUCGUUCAAUCUGGACAUCCUCUGCAAACAAUGCCAUGCCACAUUUAAACUACGUCACCACAUCUACAGCAACAAUACGUCGCACUCACCCACUCCGCCCUCCAAAGUCUUCACCAGGAUCGAUUGUGUACAGCCGAUACAUUCCAAGUCUGGAUAAAGUCUUUUCCUUGGCUGUCAUUGACUACCAGGAACCUACUCAUGUGGAAUUCUUCCACCAGUCAAGAAGAACAACCUCCCCAGCCACCCACUUGGGAAUUCAAGGAGACUCCUUGGAAGAAGAUUAUGAGUAUCUUCGCCGACAAAGUGAGGAUGCACAUACGAUUGGCCUGCUUGGUCGGUUUGACGGGACAUUAUUUGGAUACUUUGAGGUUUUCUGGGCCAAGGAGGAUGUCUUGGGUGUGGCUAGUGAUGGUGGCGAUUUUGACCGUGGAUUGAACGCCUCAAUCGGAUACUCGUCCUUCAAAUCUCGGCGUUGGCUGCAAGCCUGCUGGUCGAGCCUACUCCAUUACAUGUUUCUUGAUGAACACCGGACAGAAAGUAUCAUUGGCGAUGGAGUAUGCGGUCAUGAGCUACUCGGUGAUGCCUCGUUUGAGUUGUUGGAGGAUCGUACGGUGGAAAUGCCGCACCAGCAGGUACAUCUUACAAGAUAUUCGCGUGAAUUGUUCUUCUUGCUCUGUCCGUUUGAUGGGGCACUUGAAGAUGUCAAUUUGCAGCUCCCUUCUCGUUUAUAG
Messenger RNA from Penicillium verhagenii, 1227 nucleotides. RefSeq lists its product as uncharacterized. The transcript has a single exon. Lineage: Eukaryota; Fungi; Ascomycota; Eurotiomycetes; Eurotiales; Aspergillaceae. The coding region runs from base 1 to 1227 and encodes 408 amino acids. The record is from RefSeq and is a predicted model, not a curated record.